UCCGGAGCGGAUCGCAACCCGGAGUCCGGAUCCGAGUCCCCCUCCGCACCGUCCCAAGGCAGGUGUCAGGGAUGGCUGAAGAUGGCAGUGAGGAGAUCAUGUUCAUCUGGUGCGAGGACUGCAGCCAGUACCAUGACUCUGAGUGUCCCGAGCUGGGCCCUGUGGUCACAGUGAAAGACUCCUUCGUGCUGAGCAGGGCUAGGUCAUCCUUGCCUACCAACUUGGAGAUCCGGCGCCUGGAGGAUGGCGCUGAAGGCGUGUUCGCCGUCACGCAGCUCGUCAAGCGCACGCAGUUCGGCCCCUUUGAGUCCCGGAGGGUCGCCAAGUGGGAGAAGGAAUCCGCCUUUCCACUCAAGGUGUUCCAGAAAGACGGGCACCCCGUGUGCUUCGACACCUCCAACGAGGACGACUGUAACUGGAUGAUGCUGGUGCGGCCGGCGGCAGAGGCUGAGCACCAGAACCUCACGGCCUACCAGCAGGGCGGCGACGUGUUCUUCACCACCUCGCGGGACAUCCCCGCCGGCACCGAGCUGCGGGUCUGGUACGCGGCCUUCUAUGCCAAGAAGAUGGACAAGCCCAUGCUGAGGCAGGCCUGCGCCAGCGCCCACGCUGCGGGCACCCCAGAGAACAACGCCCUGGCGGAGCCCGAGCCCAGCCAGUGGGUCUGCAAGGUGUGCUCGGCUACCUUCCCAGAGCUGCAGCUCCUGAAUGAGCAUCUCCUGGGCCACUUGGAGCAUGCCAGAAGCCUUUCAGCAGGUGGCCAGAGUGAGGUGGCACCCGAGAAGGAGCCAGAUGCCCCCCUGGGGGAACCUGCCAUGGUGCCUGAAGCCCGGAGUUUGGCAGAGCGGAAGAGGAAGCCCCGGCGGGGCAGAAAACCCAAGGCAGCCCGGGCCGAGCAGCCUCCAGGCCUGGCUGAAGACAAGGAGCCGGCAGAGCGGGUGGCGGAGAUUGUCACCGAGGUCCCCCCGGAUGAGCCUGCAGCUGCCACGCCGGACGAGCGCAUCAUGGAGCUGGUGUUUGGGAAGUUUGCCGCCACCACCGCCACCACCACGAGUGAUGUCAGCACGGUGCCCAAGUUCAGCCACCACCCGAGCAGCACCGUGGCCCUCAAACGGAGCCUCAUCCUGUCCAACAGACACGGCCUCCGGCGCAAGCUGAGCAAGCAGCUAGCGGGGCACCAGCGCGUGUACCAGUGUGGGGCCUGCAGUAAAGUCUUCCAGAAUAGCAGUAACCUGAGCCGGCACGUGCGCUCUCACGGUGACAAGCUGUUCAAGUGUGAGGAGUGCGCGAAGCUCUUCAGCCGCAAGGAGAGCCUGAAGCAGCAUGUGUCCUACAAGCACAGCCGCAACGAGGUCGACAGUGAGUUCCGGUACCGUUGCGGCACCUGCGAGAAGACCUUCCGCAUUGAGAGCGCGCUCGAGUUCCACAACUGCAGGACAGACGACAAGACGUUCCAGUGCGAGAUGUGCUCGCGGUUCUUCUCCACCAACAGCAACCUGUCCAAGCACAAGAAGAAGCACGGUGACAAGAAGUUCGCCUGCCAGGUCUGCAGCAAGAUGUUCUACCGCAAGGACGUCAUGCUGGACCACCAGCGGCGCCACCUGGAGGGGGUGCGCCGGGUGAAGCGGGAAGACCUGGAGGCCAGCGGGGAGAGCUUGGUCCGCUACAAGAAGGAACCUUCUGGAUGUCCCGUGUGUGGCAAGGUCUUCUCCUGCCGCAGCAACAUGAACAAGCACCUGCUGACCCACGGCGACAAGAAGUACACCUGUGAGAUCUGCGGGCGCAGGUUCUUCCGUGUGGACGUGCUCAGAGACCACAUCCACGUCCACUUCAAGGACAUCGCCCUCAUGGACGACCACCAGCGGGAAGAGUUUAUCGGCAAGAUCGGGAUCUCCUCAGAGGAGAAUGACGACAACUCGGAUGAGAGCGCCAGCUCCGAGCCGCACAAGUACAGCUGCAAGCGCUGCCAGCUCACCUUCGGCCGCGGCAAGGAGUACCUGAGGCACAUCAUGGAGGUGCACAAGGAGAAGGGCCACGGCUGCAGCAUCUGCAACCGCCGCUUCGCACUCAAGGCCACCUACCACGCCCACAUGGUCAUCCACCGCGAGAACCUGCCGGACCCCAACGUGCAGAAGUACAUCCACCCAUGUGAGAUCUGUGGGCGGAUCUUCAACAGCAUUGGCAACCUGGAGCGCCACAAGCUCAUCCACACAGGUGUGAAGAGCCACGCCUGUGAGCAGUGCGGGAAGUCAUUUGCCAGGAAGGACAUGCUGAAGGAGCACAUGCGGGUGCACGACAACAUCCGGGAAUACCUGUGCGCCGAGUGCGGGAAAGGCAUGAAGACCAAGCAUGCCCUGCGCCACCACAUGAAGCUACACAAGGGCAUCAAGGAGUACGAGUGCAAGGAGUGCCACCGCAAGUUCGCACAGAAAGUCAACAUGCUCAAACACUACAAGCGGCACACGGGGAUUAAAGACUUCAUGUGUGAGUUGUGUGGCAAGACUUUCAGUGAGAGAAACACCAUGGAGACCCACAAGCUCAUCCACACAGUGGGCAAGCAGUGGACGUGUUCCGUGUGCGAUAAGAAGUAUGUGACUGAGUACAUGCUGCAGAAGCACGUGCAGCUAACGCACGACAAGGUGGAAGCACAGAGCUGCCAGCUGUGUGGGACCAAGGUGUCCACCCGGGCCUCCAUGAGCAGGCACAUGCGCCGCAAGCACCCUGAGGUCCUGGCGGUGAGGAUCGAUGACUUGGACCACCUUCCUGAGACCACCACCAUUGAUGCCUCCUCCAUCGGCAUCGUGCAGCCCGAGCUGAGCCUGGAGCAGGAGGAGCUGCCCGAGGGCAAGCACAGCAAGGCCACCAAGCGCGCCCACAAGCGGAAGCAGAAGCCGGAGGAGGAGGCCGAGGCCCCGGGGCCCGAGGAGGCGACCUUCAGCGAGUACUCGGAGAAGGAGGCCGAGUUCACAGGCGGUGUGGGCGACGAGACCAGCUCUGCCGUGCAGAGCAUACAGCAGGUGGUGGUAACGUUGGGGGACCCCAGCGUGACGGCUCCGUCCAGCUCGGUGGGCCUGACCAACAUCACCGUGACCCCCAUCACCACCGCGGCUGGGACUCAGUUCACCAAUCUGCAACCUGUGGCUGUGGGCCACCUCACCGCCCCCGAGCGCCAGCUGCAGCUGGACAACUCCAUCCUGACCGUGACUUUUGACACCGUCAGUGGCUCGGCCAUGCUGCACAACCGGCCAAAUGACGUGCAGCUCCACCCACAGCCCGAAGCCUCCAACCCACAGUCGGUGGCCCACUUCAUCAACCUGACCACCCUGGUCAAUUCCAUCACACCCCUGGGGAACCAGCUCAGCGACCAGCAUCCGCUCGCGUGGCGGGCUGUGCCACAGGCCGACGUCCUGCAGACCCCGCCGCCACCACCACCACCCCCGCCGCCAGCCCCGCAGCCGCAGGCGGCCCCGCCGCAGGUGCAGCCGGAGCAGCCACCACAGAUGUUCAGCUACUGAGCCUGUGCUGGCUGCCGGUCAGGACCGUGGACAGGGC
Ochotona princeps (American pika) is the source of this 3552-nucleotide messenger RNA. It is a transcript of the gene PRDM15, whose product is annotated as PR/SET domain 15. Gene Ontology annotation, molecular function: histone deacetylase binding; RNA polymerase II cis-regulatory region sequence-specific DNA binding; DNA-binding transcription factor activity. The coding region runs from base 72 to 3515 and encodes 1147 amino acids. Gene Ontology annotation, cellular component: cytoplasm; nucleus. Gene Ontology annotation, biological process: cell fate commitment; regulation of transcription by RNA polymerase II. The transcript has 24 exons. The record is from RefSeq and is a predicted model, not a curated record. Lineage: Eukaryota; Metazoa; Chordata; Mammalia; Lagomorpha; Ochotonidae.